This is a messenger RNA of Rasamsonia emersonii CBS 393.64, 1947 nucleotides long. Its product is annotated as Long-chain fatty acid transporter. The coding region runs from base 1 to 1947 and encodes 648 amino acids. Gene Ontology annotation, molecular function: long-chain fatty acid-CoA ligase activity; long-chain fatty acid transmembrane transporter activity. Lineage: Eukaryota; Fungi; Ascomycota; Eurotiomycetes; Eurotiales; Trichocomaceae. The transcript is spliced from 3 exons. The record is from RefSeq and is a predicted model, not a curated record.
AUGGACCCUUGUCUAGACAUUCCCCUGCGAAUCGCGGCUCCUGCUGUCGCCGCCUCGCUAGCCUACCUGAAUGCGAGAUGGUCCGUCUUCUACGACUGGAACCUCCUGAGCGCUUUGGUCCGAAUAUUGCUGAAAUCCAGAUUGGCGGAGCACUGGGACCGCAUUAAUUUGUUCUAUGUCCUGGAGAAACAUGCUCUCGCUUCCAGCACCGCCAACCAUCCCUUCAUCGUCUACAAUGGCCGGACUUGGACUUUCCACGAGACAUACCAGACUGCCCUGCGAUACGGCCAGUUUUUCAAGAAUAAGUUCGGGGUCAAGCCGAAGGAAAUUGUUGCUAUGGACUUUAUGAACUCGUCCAAUUUUGUGUUUAUCUGGAUGGGCCUGUGGAGCAUCGGUGCUGUUCCAGCCUUCAUCAACUACAAUCUCAGCGGCAAGCCGCUGACACACUCGGUCAAGGUGUCGUCGGCUAGGCUUUUGAUUGUCGAUGAGGAGGUCCGCGAUCGCUUCCCUCCGGAGCAGCUGGCCACAUUCUCUUCUCCGGAUUUUAGAGACGACAAGGGGCCGGUGGAAGUGGUCUUCUUUACCCCUGACUUGGAGGCCCAGAUCCUGCAAACCGCUCCCAUUCGGGAAGAUGACAGCGCCCGAAGUGGUCCUAUCGGCCGCGAUAUGGCCAUGUUGAUCUAUACCAGUGGAACGACUGGACUUCCAAAACCUGCCAUUGUCAGCUGGUUUAAAUGUUGGGCGGGCGGCACAUUCAUCACCAAGUGGAUCAGCCUGAAGAAGACUGAUCGAGUAUUCACGUGUAUGCCUCUCUACCACUCCACGGCGGCGAUAUUGGCCUUUUGUGCCUGCCUGAUUGGCGGGACGACGCUCAUUAUCGGCCAUCGCUUUUCCGCGAGAAAUUUCUGGAAAGAAGUGCGCGAAAAUGACGCCACGAUCAUCCAAUACGUUGGUGAAACCUUGCGCUACCUUCUGGCUGUGCCUCGCGAGGUUGACCCAGUCACGGGCGAGGAUCUCGACAAGAAGAACAAUGUGCGGGUAGCUUACGGGAAUGGGCUGCGUCCAGAUGUCUGGAAUCGGGUCAAGGAGCGUUUUGGCAUCGAAACCAUUGCCGAGUUCUAUGCUUCUACCGAAGGGGUCUCGGGACAUUGGAAUAUAUCGUCCAACGACUUCGCAGCUGGUGCCAUCGGCCGAAAUGGCUACCUCGCACAGCUCCUCCUUGGACGGACCAUGGCCAUUGUCGAGGUAGAUCAUGAGACCGAAGCACCGUGGCGCGAUCCGAAAACAGGGUUCUGCCGCCGUGUGCCGCGAGGAGAGCCAGGGGAGCUGAUCUACGCUCUUGAUCCGGACAACAUCUCGCAGGGAUUCCAAGGCUACUACAACAAUUCGAAGGCGACCGAAGGGAAAAUUCUUCGCGAUGUGUUUGCCAAAGGUGAUGCCUGGUUCCGGACCGGCGAUAUGGUGCGGUGGGAUCACGAAGGCAGGUGGUAUUUUUCAGACCGCAUCGGCGACACGUUCCGGUGGAAGAGUGAGAACGUUUCGACGUCCGAGGUCGCAGAGAUCCUCGGGAACCAUCCCGCCAUUCUGGAAGCCAACGUGUACGGCGUUUCGCUGCCGCAUCACGAUGGACGCGCGGGCUGUGCAGCGAUUGUUCUCCGAGACCAAAAUGUUGCGAGCGAGGGCCAGCCGGCUCCGGAACCAUCAGCAGCAGUUCUCGAAUCUCUGGCCGCUCAUGCGCUUGCCAAUCUGCCCCGAUACGCGGUUCCAUUGUUCUUGCGAGUGACUCCUCAAAUGCAAGCGACGGGCAACAAUAAGCAGCAAAAGCACACCUUACGGGUUGAGGGUGUUGAUCCGUCGCGUGUUGCCGCAACUGAUCGACUAUACUGGCUACAGAAUAACAAUUAUCAUUAUCAGUCAAAGCGAAAGAACAUUCCUACCCGACAAUAG